This is a messenger RNA of Williopsis jadinii, 945 nucleotides long. It is a transcript of the gene RBP95, whose product is annotated as RNA-binding ribosome assembly factor RBP95. NCBI's taxonomy places the organism in Eukaryota, Fungi, Ascomycota, Saccharomycetes, Phaffomycetales, Wickerhamomycetaceae. The transcript has a single exon. Bases 1 to 945 code for a protein of 314 amino acids. The record is from RefSeq and is a predicted model, not a curated record.
AUGAGCGAACACAUCCCUGCCUGGAAACGUAUUGGACUGAAAGUGAAAGAGGAGCUUGAACACGACCCUCUUGCCCUGACAACGCAUCUGGAUACUGGUAAGCUCACGAAGAAGCAACAGAAGAAGAUCAACAACAAACGGGCAAGAGGCGCGGAGUCUGAAGAAAGCCAAGGCGAAAAGAAGGCCCCUAAAAGACAAAAGCUGCCUAAGGGCGAGAGACCACCGCCUCCGGAGAAGGAUCAACUUGUGUAUUUGAAAACGUACACCACUGACAGGGAGAAUUGGAAGUUCUCUAAGCAGAAGCAGAAUUGGGUCUUGAAGCAUGUGAAGGUGAUCGAGCCAGAGUACGAAGAGUACCUCGUAAAUUAUUUCGCUGGCUUACAAGGUGGCGGUAAAGACAGAAUGGCUCGUAUACUAGGUGAAGUUUGCGAAUCGUGGAAUAAACUACAAGAUGAGGAGCUCUCAAAGCCGAAACCUGACGAAACAGAGGAUGCCAAGGUUGUGGAGAAAGAGGAUGGUAAAAGAUCCAAACCGAAGAAGAAGGAUCUACAUGAUGAGCUCACAAGUGUUGAUGCUGACUAUGCAAUGAGAGCACAGAAAAUACUGAAGGCUAUGACAGGCGAAGCACCUGAACUGAAGGGUAUUGAUGAUGAGAACAAGGUGGAAGAGAUUCAAGAUGGAACUUCAGAAGCUGCUAAGGAAAAAGAUGAAGAGACCAUAAACAAGGAACAACCUGAAAGUGUCGAGGAAGAGCCACAGACAUUGACAAAGGAGCCGUCCAAAGCAAAUGACACCAGUAAUCUUAUCUUGGAAUCUGUAGAGGUUUCAGAUUACGUUUCUCAAAAUGAUAAUGAGCAAACCGUAGAGGUUAACGGAACGAAGGAGGAAGAAAAACCAAAGAAGGACAAGAAGUCUAAGAAGUCAAAGAAGUCAAAGAAGCAGUGA